AAAGUGAAUACGCCUCCUCGAUGCCGAUGCAAAAAAAUUAUUCGGCGCCCACGAGCGACAAGAGCAAGAGCAGCGAGCGCAGCUCGGCAGCAAAGAGGAGUGUCUGCAUCGUUUGGUGGCCAGUGCCGCAGCCGCAGUGAAAGUUAUUUACGUUACAGUUACACACUCGUUACUAGAUACCAGUGAAAGUGGUCUGUGAAAUAUGUGCUGAUGGCUUCUUGAAACUCGGUGCGCCAAGAGUUGGUUCUCAAAGUUGUCGGUAUGAACCCCGAACCAGACGACCAAACCAACCUUACCCCCCAAGAGCUUCAGGUGCUCUCCGAAUUGGACAGCCGACAAUUCGGUUUCCUGAAGCUCAACACACCGGAGCAGCUCAAAAAGAAGGCUUUGCUGCUUAAGGCUGUAAAAUGUUUGGAAGAACUGGUGAUGGCCUCUCAGCGGCAGAAGGAGCGCAGCCGGAAACCCGAAAUGCCUUCCUCGACGUCGGAUAGCACACCAUCGAGCACGGUGCCGGACACCGAGCCGCAAGAAAAGCCCUCCUCAACUUGCUUGACGCCACAGCUGCUGGACAGCAAAGAGAUUAGCAUAGACCCCAAAACGUUUUGCAAACUAGGCCACUUCCAUUUGUUACUCGAUAAUUAUGCCAAAGCAAUGUCCGCAUAUCAGAAAUUCCACAAUUUGAGAACAGACCACUGGAAGGACACGCCGUUUCUCUAUGGUCUUGGGCUGGUCUAUUUCCAUUUCAACGCUUUCCAGUGGGCCGUGAAAGCAUUCCAACAAGUGCUCUACGUGGACCCCAGCUUCUCCAGAGCCAACGAGGUCCAUCUCAGACUAGGACUCAUCUUCAAAAUCAAUCAAAACCUCGUUGCGUCGCUGAAACACCUGCAACUCGCGCUCAUAGACGCCAGCCCAUGCACCUUUUCCAAGGUCGAAAUCCGCUUCCACAUUGCUCACCUCUACGAAGUCCAGGGCAAACACAAAGUAGCCAAGGAGCACUACGAAAUCCUUCUUAAAGACAAAGAUCUUCCCAAUCACCUGAAAGCUGACGUUUGCCGGCAAUUAGGAUGGAUGUACCACAGUGUUGACUCCUUCGGGGAAAAGCAUCCCAGGGAAACUGUCGCCAUCCACUGCCUGAACAAGUCGAUAGAAGCAGACCCAAAGUCUGGACAAUCACUCUACCUGCUCGGUAGAUGCUUUGCUAGUGUUGGCAAAGUCCACGACGCUUUCAUCGCUUACCGCAAGUCUGUAGAAAAAUCAGAAGGAAAUGCGGACACCUGGUGCUCAAUUGGAGUGCUGUACCAGCAGCAGAACCAGCCUAUGGACGCUUUGCAAGCGUACAUAUGCGCAGUUCAGCUAGAUAAAAGCCACACAGCCGCGUGGACCAAUCUCGGCAUUUUGUACGAAACGUGCAGCCAGCCGAGAGACGCGUGCGCCUGCUUCGUGAAUGCGACCAGAGGUUCAAGCAAACCCGUGAACCCGCACCUCACGCAGCGCAUAAAAUUCCUGCAGAACCACCUGGCAAGCGCUCCUAUGCCUAGCGUGAGCAGCAAGCGACGUCCGUUGCCAUCCAUCGAAGAAGCCUGGAACUUGCCGAUCUCUGCCGAGAUGAACUCGCGCCAGCAGCAACAGCAGGGUGGCAUGCACGCCGGACAGAUGAGUCUGCAGCAGCCGAUGGUCCAGCAGCGGCCCGGCCAGUCCUUCCAGAAAUACGGCACGCAGGGCUACCCGACCGGCCAGGCCAACGGAGGGGCGCCGCCCCCUUUUGCACAGAAUAAGCGGCUCAAGACGGAGGACGGCUCGCCAGCGCCGCCGCAGCAGCAGCAGCCGCGACCUUCCACCAUAUUCACGGCGCAGGACUUGAACUUGCUGCAUCAGCUGCAACAGAACCUGAACGCGUUGACGCCGGCCCAGCACAACAUGUUUCAGCAACUGAAACAGCGCUACAGCCAGGCUCGCUACCAGCAACAGAUGGUGGUGGCCCAGCGGCAGCAGCCGCCCGCGGGCGGCGCCGGGCAGGCGGCUGCCGUGGCUCAGGCGCAAUUCCGCAACGCCGGCUACCAGCAGCAGCCGCAAGCGCCGUUCCCCAACUACGGGCUGACCGCGUCCCGCUCGGACAACUCGUUCCAGCAGCCGCAGCAAGUGCAGAACCAACAAUUCUCGCCGGCGCAGCCGCAGCAGUCGGCCGCGCUGCCCACCGUCGGCAGGGACGAGCACCCGCACGUCAGCGAGCAGGACCUGCAGGCCAUCCUAACCCAGAAGGACCUGACCACGUCGCUGGCCGAGGACCUGCUCAAGCAGCUCAGCCCUGGUGAGGAUCUCUCGAGUUUCAUCGACGCAAAGUCGAACCCGACGCCGCCGCUGAACCAGCAGGACGUGAAGCCUUCUGAGGCGCAAUUGGCCGCCGCCCUCAAGCAAGAGCCCGUCAUGGUUCCCCAAGCUAGCUCCUCGUCCGCCUCGCCCCAAUUUCAGACGCCACCUACCAGAUCCAAGACACCUGAAAUCAGGGUACAAUCCCCAGAGACAUUCAUCAGUGCAGACAGCUGCUUCAAUGAAGAAACGUCAGUGGACAUUACCUAUUCCGCAGAUGACAUAUUAGAAAAUAUUCGAGCUUCGGCGACGCGCACUGGUGGUUUCUCUUCGCUGCUGAACGACAAGGUGGCGCCGCCGUGCCCGCCUGAGCCUCCAACGCACCGUCACACAAGGGAGCAGCUUCAGCCGCCAACCCCGUCCGUGUUCCUGGAACACAAGAAGGAUGCGUUUAGUCCGCAGCUGCAGGAGUACUGUCUCAAACACCCCAUCGCGGUUGUUAGAGGCAUCGCCAGUGCUCUCAAAAUGGACCUUGGAUUGUUUUCCACUAAGACCUUAGUCGAGGCGAACCCGGAACACACAAUCGAGGUCAGGACGCAAAUCCAGCAAACCUCUGAUGAAAAUUGGGACCAGCAGCUCAACAGCAAGGGCUGGGGCUGCGCCAGCCACAGGUCGCACUCCACUAUUGCCAAGUAUGCGCAGUACCAAGCUUCGUCUUUCCAAGAAUCUCUCAGGGAGGAGCGCGAUAAAGCAUCGGGCCUCCACAGCAGCACCUUGUCCGACUCAGACUCGAAGGAUUCUACGGGCAACCCACGCAAGAAACACAAGAAGAGCGGCGGACACAAAAUGCUGCGCUUCGGCACCAACGUUGAUCUCUCGGACGAGCGCAAGUGGCGUCCGCAGCUGCAGGAGCUGAUGAAGCUGCCGGCGUUUGCCAGGGUGGUCUCGGCGGGCAACAUGUUGUCGCACGUUGGCCACGUGAUCCUCGGCAUGAACACAGUGCAGCUGUACAUGAAGGUGCCGGGCAGUCGAACGCCGGGCCACCAGGAAAACAACAACUUCUGCUCGAUCAACAUCAACAUCGGGCCCGGCGACUGCGAGUGGUUCGCCACGCCCGACUCGUACUGGGGCUCGAUCCAGCAGCUGUGCGAGAAAAACAACAUCAACUACCUGCACGGCUCGUGGUGGCCCAACCUGGACGAUCUCAUGGAGGCCAACGUGCCUGUCUACCGCUUCGUGCAGCGCCCUGGCGACCUCGUGUGGGUCAACUCGGGCUGCGUCCACUGGGUGCACGCCAACGGCUGGUGCAACAACAUAGCGUGGAACGUAGGCCCGCUGACGGCGCGCCAGUACAUGCUGGCCAUCGACCGCUACGAGUGGAACAAGCUGCAGCAAUUCAAAUCCAUCGUGCCCAUGGUGCACCUCUCCUGGAAUCUCGCCAGGAACAUCAAGGUCUCGGACAGCAAGCUGUACGAACUGAUCAGGGGUGUAUUGCAUAAGACGCUGCGCAAGUGCUUAAUCAUGAUCGAGUACGUGAAGUCAAAGGAAAUUGAAAUCAAGUUCCACGGCAGAGGCAAAAACGAGGCCUCCCACUACUGCGGACAGUGCGAGCUGGAGGUGUUCAACAUUUUGUUCAUCCGAGAGCAAGAGAAGCGGCACGUGGUGCACUGCAUCGACUGUGCCAGGAAACAGUCGCCCAACCUGGACGGAUUCGUCUGUUUGGAAGAGUACAAAAUUGAUGAGCUGAUGGAUGUGUACGACAGUUUUGUCCUCCAUCCUCAGCCAGUCGUGAUGGUUAGUAAACCAAAUCCAGUGCCCCAUCAAAAUGCGCCGAUGGUGGCGCCGCCUGUGCAGCCGGCCUCGUCGCAGCAGAUGUCAGUGGUGUCGGCGGUCACCUCGUGAUGUUAAGAGACUCGCGUAAUCGGAGGGAGUGAAGAAGAAAUUAAUUGCUACCACCACCAUGUACAGAAGUUGUGUUGUUUUUAAGAGAAACCAAGGACCCUGAAUAUUAUUUAUUGACUGAACGACUCUCGUGAAUUUUUUUAUGUUUGUUAAACGGUGACGAGACAUUAAUAUCUUGUGAUAAAAGACUGAAACACAAUGAACGGAGAUGGCGGCGGCGUGAGGCAACCACAACUGGAAAAGCAAGCGAAGAGCAAUUAGCACUGCCAAUUACCACAAUCUUUCCCCGAAGCCAGGGCGAAGGAACAUUGAUUUUAUUUUUCUUCAUUACUCUCGAAAGGAUCGGACUCUCCUUCUGUUUUUUUUUUUUCAUUUUUUUUUUUGUUGUGUCGUUAUUGCGUGUAUAAAAAUUGCUAGAAUUAAGAGGUUAGCUGUUAGCAGUUUGUAAUUUUAGCAAACAAACAAAGUUUAUCCAAUCAACAACUAAAUUAUUGAUCUCUGUAAGAUAACUGCAGACCGAUGAACACGUUCGGUUGGUGAGUCAUCAGCUUCUCUCGUCCACACAAAGCUAGCUGUCAUUGCCUUCGAUUUAUCAACUCGAAUCAAUCAACAAAACAAAAAAUAGAGCGACGGAUGCACUCGUUCGUCAACAAGUUGUGAAUUUUGUAUCAUGCUUGCUUUCGGGCUCACAGCACUUCACUGCCAGUGGUUUAAGUCAGGAAAUAAUAAUACAAACAAAUCCCACCACCAUGUGAUAGAAACAAAAACAAACAAUGCUCCGUGGAUUUGAUACUGCCUAUUUUCACGAUCGAAUAUGUCUCAAUAAAAUGUGUAACGCGUCUCUUUGUCUGUAACCACAACUUGGGUCGGCUUCGUAGUCAAGAAACCAACCACCUCUAGCCGUGGUGCGACCAUUUAUCACACUUUGAACCUCACUAAAACCUAGAACAGUUGUAAAAAAGCCAUGCUUGCAGGAGAGUCUAGUAAUGCCUUUUCUCGAUCGAAUAUAAUAUAUAUUAUAGUUGGGCAGUGUUUUUGCCACCUCUUUUUACGAACUACCACCAUUCAAAGAUACACGAAAAUAGCCGAGUGCCUUUUUUACUGUUCCACUUACCGACCCAUAGCGUUUUUUAAGAACCAAUCAUCAGUUUUCUAAUACGUACAAACCACAAACACACACAUUAUCAUGCAAGUAAUUUAUUAUUCAACACACAAACUGCCAGCAAGUUGAACAGCUGCUUGAGAGAAAUUAAUGAAACGUGUUUUUGGCCCAGGAGAGUGAGUGAGUGAAGCACUUGUAAAAAUUAACUCGAAAAUUAAUAUAAAAGAAUUAGUCUGUCUGUUAAUCGGAAGUCACGCAGGCGAGCAAUCAUAAAAUUAGCACGAAUAUGAAUUAUUAUUUAUUAUAUAUUCACGCAUAAAACAGGCGACGGCCAAAGAAGAGUGUAUAAAAGAAGCAGAUAAGUAAAUGUGUACAUGCGAAGCUUGCAUAUUGUAAUGAUUAAAUAUAUUAAUUGAAUUUUAAAUGUACCACUGUAAUUACCGAGAUCGGCUAAAAAUUGGAUUUAUCGAUGCUUCUUUAGGAUUGAGUGUUUGCUGAUAAGGGAAAGUUGAAACAGCUCAGGUGACAAAUUGUGUAGAAAUGACGUCUUUGAUGAUGAACGGCAUCCUUUUUCUCCUUGCAGAUGGCACUUUAACUUUUGUUGACUGUUUGACAAAUCAGAUUUUCUAAUUAAUAUGCUUGUUACCCUUUUUUCUGUGUGUGCUCGGCCGAAUAUUCAUGAUGCUUGAUGCCGAAACCAACAAUGCUUUCACUUUUUACUGACGAUGCUGCCAUUUUUUUUAAUUUACAUUGAGGGUAUUUUGUUAUUCUUUAACACCUCUCGAGUUUGUGGCAACGAAAUUUUUUCGUGUCUUGAUUUUGUAAAAAUUUCUUUUGUCCGCGAAAAUGUCUAUGAAAAGUUGCUAAGCAGUGUUCAUCAUCAUUGUGUGACUUGUUUCAAUAAAUUAAAUUCAAAUGUGA
Molecule: messenger RNA, 6232 nt
Organism: Cloeon dipterum
Lineage: Eukaryota; Metazoa; Arthropoda; Insecta; Ephemeroptera; Baetidae
Gene: Utx
Product: Utx histone demethylase
Exons: 14
Coding region: 262-4209 (1315 amino acids)
Biological process (GO): regulation of gene expression
Cellular component (GO): MLL3/4 complex
Molecular function (GO): chromatin DNA binding; histone H3K27me2/H3K27me3 demethylase activity; protein binding
Source: RefSeq, a predicted model, not a curated record